Messenger RNA from Thamnophis sirtalis, 4435 nucleotides. The record is from RefSeq and is a predicted model, not a curated record. NCBI's taxonomy places the organism in Eukaryota, Metazoa, Chordata, Lepidosauria, Squamata, Natricidae.
GUUUGGGCUGAGCAACAAAUUUGAAGCAGAGUUCCCUUCCUCAUUGACAGGAAAAGUCGCACCUGAAGAGUUCAAAGCCAGCAUCAGCCGAGUGAACAGCUGUCUUAAGAAGAACCUUCCCGUUAAUGUCCGAUGGUUACUCUGCGGCUGCCUUUGCUGCUGUUGUACCUUAGGCUGUAGUAUGUGGCCUGUGAUUUGCCUCAGUAAAAGAACACGAAGAUCGAUUGAGAAGUUAUUAGAAUGGGAAAACAAUAGAUUAUACCACAAGCUGUGCUUGCAUUGGAGGCUAAGCAAAAGGAAAUGUGAAUCGAAUAACAUGAUGGAAUAUGUCAUUCUUAUAGAAUUUUUACCAAAGACACCGAUUUUCCAACCAGAUUAGCAUUUGCUUUACCUAGAGACUUCCUGAGUAUGUUUCAUUUCCAAUGGUGCCUUGCUUGGUGCUCUCCUUGUAAUGAUACAGAGUUGGUUCUACAGGAUCUUGUGGUGGUCUUCGUUUUUUUCCUUUCCGGAUUUUUUUUUUUUUUUUUUUUGAACAACACGUUCAAAAGUUCAUUUUGUCAAAUUUGGCACAUAGCAUUCUGUGUGAUUUAAAUUAUUACCUCCACCCCCCUUUCUGUUAAUGAACCCUGGUCUUGAGGUAUGGCUAAUAUGUGUGGGUAUGUGUUUGAAUACGCGCACACACACACACAUACACGUGUGUGUUUCUAUGUGUAUAUAUGCAUAGCUAUUAUAUACAAAUGAAAAUAGCUACAAGUAUUCUAACCCCAAGAUAAGACGUGAAAAUUGGCAAUCAUUUUUAACCUAUGCACUUGCAUCUCUAAAUCUACAUCUCGCCAUGUUUGGCUGAUGACAAUAUCUGUUUGUAUCAGAUCUCCCCCCCCCCCUUUCGCUGGGAUAUAAAACCAAUCUCUUCUGAGCCAACAAGCAGUAUUCCUUCAUAGCCCUAGCAUCCAUUCCUUUCCUUGUAUCUUGAAAAAAAACUCCCAUCUGCUCAGAAGAUGUUCCUCCUCCAGAAACUUGAACAUAGAAUUGCUAUUUCUCCACGAGAAGACGUAAGUCGUAGAUUUGCAGGUGUCUGAUGGUUCAAUCCUGCUCAGGACUGUAAAAUUGACUAGUAUUUCCCUAAGAGGGCUGCUGCAUGGAGAACAGUUAGGUAAUCUUCCUGUGGCUAAGAGAUUCAGAAGUGACUAAAAGAGAACCCGGGGUUCUACUCCUAAUCUCUUAAUCAUGGUGAAAAAUAAAUAAUUAAAAGUGAUAUUUUGUUUAUACCAACUCCAUAUGUGUUUGUGCGGGUGCUUGUGAGAGAGAGAGAGGGGAGAGUGAAUGAGUUGAGUGAAUAUGUCUGUCGGCGUGGAAGCCAGCGAGCGUUGUGGUUCAUGCCUUGUAACAGCUUUCUUAUUGUUUACCCGAUUGAAUAGUACACAAGGAUGCAAGAUGGGCAGAAAUAUAUUUGUUAAUAUUUCAGUAGUUUUUUUGAGUUAUUGAAUGUUACAGUGUUUGGCUCCAACCCUUAGGAAGCUGUAUUUAAAUCCCAUUAAAAACCACUGGGCCUAAGUGUGUUGGUUUCUAAUGUUCUCAAGUUCUAUUUAUUUCAUUAGGACUUAAGUGCGACUAAUAUUCACCUUUCUUUUUAUUUUGAAGCUUUCCCUUGGGUUGGGGCCUUUGUGUGUAAAAACAUUAACAGCAUUUGUACCAGAUGCUAGAUGUGUCGUUAAUGUCUUGAUUUUUACAUCUGUAUUUCAGGUGGAUGAAUUUUUUAAAAAAAUGGUUAUUUGAAUUAAUAGUUUACUGAAUGUCUGGAGUAAAUACUGCAUUCUAACUUUUAAAUUUUAUGUUUACAUGGUUAGCUUUCUGUUUUAUUUUAUUGUUUGCACAAGGAAACAUUUAAAAAAUAUGAGUAUGUAAUAUUAUGCUUUGGUCAGGCCAGUUUUUAAUUUCUUGGCUGUGCAUAUCUUCAUGUAUUAAGUUCAAUGCCUGUUGUAUGCAGUUACUUCUGAAACAUUUGUUUCUGGAUUUUAAUGUAGGUGAAAUGUAACAUAUUUUAAGGGCCUGUUCUUCAUGUAGCAGAGCAAUAAUGUGAAUAGCCAAUGAAUACAGUUUGCAUAAUAUUUGUAUUAAUGAAAUGUUUAUCCCACUACUACAACAAUAUCAGUUCUUUUCAUUUAAAUAUGUGUUUUGCUUUAUUGUCAUAUACAGAUACGUUUAUUGUGUAUUUGCCAAUGUUCGCUACUCACAGCAGAUUGCUAAUUAUUUAGAACAUAUUUUGUGACAAUUUAAAGCUCUGCAUAUCACAGCAUAUAGUGGCUCCAAUAUACUUUCAUUGGCUAAUCUUCUUGUUGUUCAUUCAGAGUCUGGCAUUUCUGAAUCUCAGAAACUCAAUGGGAGACAAACGGAGCAUUUGCAUAGGCCCUUCUGUUACUCAAAACAAUACAACUGGCUUUAACUAGAUGGCGUGCAUUGUACUUUGCUCGAAAUAUGUACCCCUGGACUCUCUUUAAAAUGGGUAGUUUCCUUAUCAUUUUAAACCACGAUACAGUUUGCUUGUUUGGGGCUGAGCAUGUUGCGUGAAUGAAAUCAUGGUUUAUUUUAGGGCAUUAAACUAAGGUUUGAAACCAUGGUUUGUUGUUGGCUUGCUGACUGCAACCUUGAUUGAGCUAAUGUGGAAAAUGAACAGAUAUAUAUGGGUUGGAUUCUUUCCUGGUUCGCUUUCGGUUUGAUUCUGUGCCCUACCAAGGACCACAUUAACUGGGCCUCAGAAAGAAGGGUAACCAAAAAGAAGGGGAAAAAAUAAAUUUGCCCAAACCUAAAAUUACUUUGCCCAUCUGCAAAACUGAUUCUAACUUGAUUUUAAAAAACGGUACUAAACGAUUAUUCCAUGGUUGAUUAUAAUGCAUGAAUGCAGCCUAUGGAAUAACUUUGAAAUAUAUAGGUAGUUUUAUUCAGGUAUUCCAAAACCAGGGGUGGGAUUCUACCGGUUCGGACCGGUUCAAGUAAACCGGUAGCUCCGACGAUCAGCUGGGAGCGAACCAGUUUGCUCCGACAAUCAAGUGCACCCCUCUCCCCGCCCACUCCUGGCUUUACUUACCUUUAACUUCUCAAUUGAGUUGCGCAGCAGAAUGGAUUGCUGUGCCUCAGAUGUUUUCCUCUCUAGCAGUAAUACGGAAGGUAAAUUUUCUCCAAACUCUGCACGCAAUCUGCGAAGCGCGCGAUCACCGAACCGGUUGUUAAAAUGGUAGGAUCCCACCACUGUCCAAAAUUAUUUGCUAUCCUUCAGGAUCUGCUUUUUUCCCCUAACAAAAGAAACCAUGUCAAGCAUUUUCUCCUCUUCUUUGAAAUUUCCAAAGUGUCUUAGAACAUCAAUAUUAAUAAUGAAGACCUGGGCUGUUUUCCAACACAUUGUGCUUAUUGAUUUGAAUGUGCUUAUUGCCCUUCUAUCUGUGUUGUCGUCAUGGAGUCUUUUAAGUACACAAGACGUAAAAUUCACCUCUGUCCCUAAAGUGGAGAGAAAAAAUGCUAUUCACCCUGCGCUUCUUUCUCUUUUACUUCUGUGAAGCUAGGACCUCUUUCCAAGGAUCCGUUUUGCAUUAUUUAGUUUUCCUGGGGAAAGAAAUUGGCAAUUUCUUGCAUGUGCAAGAAGCUUGGCCUGCACGCUAGAGCUCCUGUAUAUCAAUAUAUCUGCUGAGUAGGUUGAAUGUUUGAUUUGUUACAUUAGAAAAAACCUGGCUUAUAAAUAUUUUCUUCCUGAAAAGUUGUUGUCAGUCGGAACUUUCCAUGGAUAGUUUUGCAGCUAUCAGGACACUAGUGAAAUGAGGACUGCUCCAAUAUUAUAUUUCUCUCUUAGUUUAAAUAAUACGUCUGAGCUAGCUCAGGUAAUCUGUUGGAUGAUGGUGCAACCCCAAUAAAUCUGGUCCAACUAACAAGUUUUGCUAAGCAGCAUAAGUUCUCAUGAGCUGAAGCUCACUUUGCAGAUGUUUAGAGCAGUGUUUAUCAACCUAGAAGACUUGAAGUCCUCUGGACUUCAACUCCCAGAAUCCCCCAGCCAGCACAGCUGGCUGGGGAAUUCUGGGAGUUAAAGUCCACAGGACUUCAAGUCUCCACGGUUGAGAAACACUGGUUUAGAGUCACUAGGAUGAUGUACAAUUUCAAUGGAAAGGCAAAGUGACCCCAUGAAAAAUCUUGCUUUUUAAAACUGCCCUAAUGAGUAGAUCUUCUCCAUAAUAAUGAUUUCCCUGAACUUAGCAACUGAGGUAGGCUGGUCACCUUCUAAAACCAUGGGUACACUUUUGCUAGACUCAUAAUUGUUUAUACAACUGUGUUAAUUUAGCAAAAAUAUAUUUUUUAAAAAAAGUGUGUCCACUCCUUUGAUUUGAGUUGCUUUAUAUACAUUGGUUCCACCACAAAACCGCGGUAGACAAAAGCGCGCUCGACGAAAGCG